AUGGGAAAUACUUCCGCACAGAGGAGUCGACUGUUCAUAGCAGGCGGCCCGGGAGGUGGCUCCAUAGCACCCCCUGCCCACGACUUCAUUGCUGAUUGUCUCAAACGCCGUUGGAAGAUGACGUUUCUCGAGGCCUCGGCUCUUCAGGAAGUCUUGGACGCAUUUUACGCCUCGGAUUUCGCUGGAGGUAUUGUUACAAUGCCCUAUAAGAAGACAAUCAUUCCGUGCCUGGAUCAUGUUGAUGAUCUUGUUGGUCAGCUCAAUGCUUGCAACCAUGUUUCUGUUGCCGAUGAUGGUACUUUGAGAGGCACCAACACGGACUGGGUUGGGAUCAAAAAGGCUCUUUUGGGGAGCGAACCGGCCACACGUGCCGUACAAGGGCUCAAAGGCGCGGUGAUUGGAGCAGGUGGCGCAAGCCGAGCGGCAGUCUACGCACUUAUGGAUCUGGGCUGCGAGGACGUCUACGUGAUCAAUCGUGACGCUGGCGAGAUUGAAGAGCUCAUCGAAGAUGUGAACCAUUACAAAACGCCGACCCGGCCACAUAUUGUCCACGUCCGAACCGCGGAGCAAGCCUCGACCUUGCCGUGCCCUCAAUGGAUCGUGAGCACUGUUCCUGACUUUGAACCCAGAACCUCAGGAGAAAUCCAAGCUAGGGCCGUGUAUGUCCAAUUUCUUACAAAGGAGAGACCGCCUCACGCGUGUAUGCUGGACAUGUGCUACCACCCCUUACCGACACGCAAUCUCCGCCUUGCAGAGGAGCAUGGGUGGCCGAUUGUUGAUGGUGUUCAGGUUGUGGGACAUCAACUGAAAGAACAAUGGCGGCCCUGGACAGGCGAGGAGAUCAAUAAACAACAGGAAGAGAUUGCAUGGAGAAUCCUGCGCGAGAGUGCAAAUUCGGACCCGACAGUUACUCCUACAAGUGUAUGA
Fonsecaea nubica is the source of this 927-nucleotide messenger RNA. RefSeq lists its product as hypothetical. The coding region runs from base 1 to 927 and encodes 308 amino acids. NCBI's taxonomy places the organism in Eukaryota, Fungi, Ascomycota, Eurotiomycetes, Chaetothyriales, Herpotrichiellaceae. Gene Ontology annotation, molecular function: shikimate 3-dehydrogenase (NADP+) activity. The record is from RefSeq and is a predicted model, not a curated record. The transcript has a single exon. Gene Ontology annotation, biological process: chorismate biosynthetic process; shikimate metabolic process.